This is a messenger RNA of Andrographis paniculata, 965 nucleotides long. RefSeq lists its product as uncharacterized. The coding region runs from base 100 to 894 and encodes 264 amino acids. The record is from RefSeq and is a predicted model, not a curated record. Lineage: Eukaryota; Viridiplantae; Streptophyta; Magnoliopsida; Lamiales; Acanthaceae. The transcript is spliced from 5 exons.
AAAAUCCCAACUGAAAUCUGGGGACAUAAUAAAAUUUGAAGUUGGCCCCCCAACUUUUUCUCCAACAAAUUUUUGACAGAGAAAGAUGGAAGGUUAGCUAUGGUCCUGUUUAUGGGAGCUACUCUGUUUCCCAUUUUUGAAGGCAAACAAAGCUUAAAUAUGAGAACUGAUCCAGAAGCUAUGGCAGAAAGAGUCAAUGCAGAUGCUAAAUGGAGUGAGAAUCAGAUGGAAGGAGAAGAUACUGAGAGGACUGUGAAUUGUUUAAGAGGGAGAUUGCUAGCUGAGAGAACAGCUUCAAGAAAGGCAAGAGAUGAGGCUGAGCAAUUGGGGAAUAAGUUGAUGGAGCUGGAAAAUCUGUUGAAGGAAGAAUCGAAAUCAAGAAACAGGGCUGAAAAGAAGCUGAAACUCCUGAUCAAGAAGCUUGCAUCCAUGAGCAUUUCCUACUUGAUGGAUAGUACAGACAUUUCCUCUGUAUCCUCAUCAUCCACUGCUUCUUCAAGCACAAAAGAACCAGAAAUGAAUGGUGAAAAAACCUGCACCGCAGAUCUUCCUCAAAACAAUAGUUCAGUUUCUGUGUUUGCAGACAAUUUCAAAGAGGCAGAGAUUAUGGAGCAAAGUGUUCGACGAAAUGCCUCAACAGACUCUCUAGCUUCAGAGCAGCUCAAGAGUACUGGAAUUCAUGAUGAUCUGAGCUUUGAUCAAGAUCCCGGAAACCAUGUAGAUAACUCAAUGGCUUUAGUCACAGUUGAUUUGGCGCCGCCAGAGAAGCCUGCCAUUGAUCCGAAAAUUCUCGAUGGAACAGUGAAGGAAGUGCUCGACACGCUGAGGCACGCUAAAGAACAGCUCCUCACCACAAUGGAGAGACGGCGAGGAAACAUGGUCAAAGUUGGUUAGAUUGGAAUUUGUUCACUAUUUUUGGGUGUGUUGCUUGAUCUUAAUAAAUGGCUUCCAAAUUACAGUUUUAA